UGCACCAUCGGGAGCAGGAAACCCUCUGGAUCGGGUACAGCCUCGACUUCCUCAACCUUUUUUAAAACCACUUUUCAAAAUGGGGAACGGACUUUCAGAACAGACUGCUAUCCUCUCGGGGAUAUCGCCGUUUCAAGCGCUGCACAUCGCGAUCUUGGGCUUGGACUGCGCCGGAAAGACCACCGUGUUAUACAGGUUGCAGUUCAACGAGUUCGUCAACACCGUCCCCACCAAAGGAUUUAAUGCAGAGAAGAUCAAAGUGUCCCUCGGCAACUCCAAAACUGUGACGUUCCACUUUUGGGAUGUAGGAGGCCAGGAGAAACUGAGGCCUCUCUGGAAGUCGUACACUAGGUGCACGGAUGGGAUUGUGUUUGUGGUGGACUCCGUUGACGCGGAGCGGAUGGAGGAGGCCAAAACGGAACUCUAUAAAAUCACUAAGAUCUCGGAGAACCAAGGGGUCCCCGUCCUCAUCGUUGCCAACAAACAGGAUCUCCGGAACUCUUUAUCCCUCUCGGAGAUCGAGAAGCUGCUGGCGUUAAACGAACUCAGCUCCUCCACGCCGUGGCACCUUCAGCCCACGUGCGCCAUCAUUGGCGACGGACUGCGGGAAGGGAUAGACAAGCUAUACGAAAUGAUCGUCAAGCGGAAGAAAAUGCUCAGGCAGCAGAAGAAGAAAAGAUGAACCUUUUUAGGUCUUUGCCGAAUGACAAAUGCAUAGGCCAAGCCCGUCAAAAAACAAA
This is a messenger RNA of Nanorana parkeri, 740 nucleotides long. RefSeq names its product ADP ribosylation factor like GTPase 4A (gene ARL4A). Gene Ontology annotation, biological process: vesicle-mediated transport; intracellular protein transport. Gene Ontology annotation, molecular function: GTPase activity; GTP binding. Bases 80 to 682 code for a protein of 200 amino acids. The transcript is spliced from 2 exons. The record is from RefSeq and is a predicted model, not a curated record. Gene Ontology annotation, cellular component: cytoplasm. NCBI's taxonomy places the organism in Eukaryota, Metazoa, Chordata, Amphibia, Anura, Dicroglossidae.